Messenger RNA from Syzygium oleosum, 2294 nucleotides. Its product is annotated as probable L-gulonolactone oxidase 6. The record is from RefSeq and is a predicted model, not a curated record. The coding region runs from base 252 to 2066 and encodes 604 amino acids. The transcript has 4 exons. Gene Ontology annotation, molecular function: D-arabinono-1,4-lactone oxidase activity; FAD binding. Gene Ontology annotation, cellular component: membrane. Lineage: Eukaryota; Viridiplantae; Streptophyta; Magnoliopsida; Myrtales; Myrtaceae.
AUCAUACACAUCUCCGAAUAACAUCCAAACUGCUGUCCCACAGAGCCAAUUGAAAUCAACAAUUUCCCUCUCCAGUUCAGCCAUGUACAUUCAUUCUUAACUUAAAAGCUUACUUACAACCACCCUCCUAAGUCCCUCCCCACCUUUUCUUGUACGCCAAACUAGUGAAUCCAGCACACGUCCUUGAACUACAAUCAGAGGCUAACCUAGCUAGUUAGAAGGUGGAAGGAUCGACUACCAAUUCAUUCACAAUGACGCAUACAUCUCCUUGCUUGGGCAAGGUGUUCAGGUUGGGGAGGCCGGGUUAUGGAACAGUAUGGGCUACAUUACAUAUCAUUAUAAUGGCCGCAAUGGCCAUGAUGAUGUCCGUGAGUGCCACCCCACCGGAAGAUCCCAUCAGAUGCACCUCAAGCGGAUGCACCAUAACAAACUCCUACGGAACCUUCUCGGACCGAAGCACGUGCAAAGCAGGGGCUGCGGCAUUUCCAACAUCGGAAGAAGAGCUCGUGUGGGUAGUGGGAAACGCGACAAAGUCCAGGAGGAAGAUGAAAGCAGCGACACGCUUCUCUCACAGCAUCCCGAAACUGGUGUGUCCGGACGGGGAGGAGGGGCUGCUGGUGAGCACCAAGUACAUGACGAGGAUAGUGAGGGUGGACCAACAAGGGAUGAGGAUGAGCGUGGAGGGAGGGGUGACGCUGAGGCAGUUGAUCGAGGAGGCGGCCAAGGCGGGGUUGGCGCUGCCAUACGCGCCAUACUGGUGGGGUCUGACAGUCGGAGGGAUGCUGGGGACGGGAGCGCAUGGCAGCUCCUUGUGGGGGAAAGGGAGCGCGUUGCACGACUACGUGGAGGCGAUGCGAAUAGUGAGCCCAGGAGGGCCUGCAGAUGGUUACGCCAAGAUCAGGACGCUGGAUGUGAAUACGAAGAGCACUCGUGCAGAGAUGAACGCAGUCAAAGUGUCGCUUGGGGUUCUAGGAGUCAUCUCUCAGGUAACAUUAAAGUUGCAACCACUAUUCAAACGAUCCUUAACGUACUCGAUCAAGGGUGAUUCGGACUUGGGAGAACAAGCAGCUAUCUUUGGUAACCAACAUGAGUUUGCGGAUAUUAUGUGGUAUCCAAGCCAACAGAAGGCAGUCUAUCGCAUCGACAACCGAGUCAAUCUCAAUGCAUCCGGCAAUGGGCUCUAUGAUUUCACCCCGUUCCGCUCCACACCUUCUCUCAUUUUGGCACUACUCAGAUCUACCGAGGAAUUGCAAGAGUCCCUGAACGAAGCCGACGGGAAAUGCAACAGUGCAAAGCUAAUUUCUUCUACCCUCGAGACCAGUGCUUAUGGGUUGACAAACAACGGUGUCAUCUUCACUGGAUAUCCAGUGAUUGGGUAUCACAAUAGGAUGCAAUCAUCAGGCACCUGCCUAAACAGUCCCCAAGAUGGUCUGAUUACUGCUUGUCCAUGGGAUCCACGGGUCAAGGGGGAGUUCUUUUACCAAACCACAUUUAGCGUUGGGCUCUCUAUGGUAAAGAGCUUCAUCGAAGACAUUCAACGACUCAUUGCACUAGAGCCUAAGGCACUGUGCGGAGUGGAGCUCUACAAUGGCAUCCUCAUGCGAUAUGUUACGGCCUCUAGUGCUUACCUGGGCAAGCAGGAGGACGCCAUGGACUUCGACAUCACUUACUACAAGAGCAAGGAUCCGCUGAGCCCGAGGCUAUACGAAGACGUGCUCGACGAAAUAGAACAGAUGGCGCUUUUCAAGUACAGCGCGCUGCCUCAUUGGGGGAAGAACAGGAACUUGGCGUUCGAUGGAGUGAUCAAAAGAUACAAAAAAGCCCAAGAAUUCUUGAAUGUGAAGGAGAUGUAUGAUCCGCUGGGGCUGUUUUCUAGCGAAUGGACAGACCAAGUUCUCGGGCUCAAGGAGGGUGCGAGCAUAGUUAGGGACGGAUGUGCACUUGACGGACUGUGCAUUUGUUCACAAGAUGCACACUGUGCACCCAACAAGGGCUACUAUUGCAGACAAGGAAAAGUCUAUAAAGAGGCCCGAGUUUGUACUCGAAUCAGUUCCAAAACACAAUAAAGACCUGAUUUCAUCAUUCUUAGGUUUCAAAGUUAAACCAAGCUCCUCAACUUCAUCCGUUUGCGCUAAUUGCGCAUUGUGUGCACUGGUACACGGAUGAUGUUGUAUUUAGAAGGAGAAUGUGAUCAAGAAAUCAGAAUGUCCCGAUUGCCAUGGGAGGGAACUAAUUCAAGAUGUACUGUCUUUGCUCUUUGCCUAGAGUUACAGUUGCCCUAGUGUUUUAUUGUU